Messenger RNA from Procambarus clarkii (red swamp crayfish), 558 nucleotides. Lineage: Eukaryota; Metazoa; Arthropoda; Malacostraca; Decapoda; Cambaridae. The record is from RefSeq and is a predicted model, not a curated record.
AUGUUGCAGUCAUCAUUCACCACACCUUAUCAUGCUAUGGGAAAUGGGUUGGUGGAACGGUUUAAUGAUACCCUAAAGAGAAUGCUCAGGAAGAUGUUAAUAGAGCAACCCAAGGAGUGGCCAAGGUACAUUAACCCGGUACUGUUUGCCUACAGGGAAGUACCCCAGGCAAGUACCUGGUUCUCACCGUUCGAGCUCCUGAAUGGUCGCACGGUAAAGGGACUGCUGCAUGCAUUGAAGAAUCUAUGGGAGGAGGAAGACUGUACCCCAGAAACCAAGACGACGUAUGAGUACAUCAUAGAUUUGAGGAACCGUCUAGAAGAGACAUGCAAGUUGACCAGGGAGAAACUCGCCAAGGCCAAAGAGUACCAGAAGAGCAGGUACUGUCAGAAGGCCAGGGAGAGGAAGUUUAAAGUGGGAGAAAGUACUCCUAAUUCUCCCUACAAGCAGGAAGAAGAAUAUCGAGUCCCUUCGACUGCUACAGUGGAGGGACCCUUCACCAUCACUGAGUGCAGUCACUCAUUGACGUACGUCAUAUGCGUAAAGGGGGGUCAAUAA